Molecule: messenger RNA, 501 nt
Organism: Pyricularia pennisetigena
Lineage: Eukaryota; Fungi; Ascomycota; Sordariomycetes; Magnaporthales; Pyriculariaceae
Exons: 2
Coding region: 1-501 (166 amino acids)
Source: RefSeq, a predicted model, not a curated record
AUGCCCGCCUACAUAGACGAGGACACCAGCAUGGAAGAGGCGAUGGACUACAUCCGCGUCAACAAAUCACCGUCGCCUUCGUGCGCAUCCGAACUGGCAAGCUUACAGAAGCAGUUUUCUGAAGCCCAAGCCCUCGUGCAGCAGCUGGAGUCUAGCCUUACCACAGAGCAGACGAAUCGUGUAUCCGCGGAGGCCGAAGCCCUCGAGAAUCACAAGCGCUGGCGCAAAACCGCCGCUGAGCUUCGCAAACUUCACACCACCACGUGCCAGUCAAACAAGAUCUCUGAUCAGGAUCUCAUCGAUGCUGCUAAAAGAAUGAGGUGGAUGGUGCGUAACUUGGCCGCAACCGGAUUUUCUGAGAUACUUGGCGAGCCUUCGAGCGAUAAGACACGACUCUCGACCUAUCCAAGGCCUAUGACGGAGGACUUGAGGCAGAUGCAGCUUUUUUUGCACACCAACAAUUCCCCAUCUACUUUGAGGCGUCUUUGUGGCACUAUUUGA